This is a messenger RNA of Thermochaetoides thermophila DSM 1495, 510 nucleotides long. RefSeq lists its product as uncharacterized. The record is from RefSeq and is a predicted model, not a curated record. The coding region runs from base 1 to 510 and encodes 169 amino acids. The transcript has a single exon. NCBI's taxonomy places the organism in Eukaryota, Fungi, Ascomycota, Sordariomycetes, Sordariales, Chaetomiaceae.
AUGCCUAAAAUCUCGUUCUCCACAAAAUUACCCCCCAGUCUUUUUCCACCAGUAAUCCGACCUCCCUUCAUCAUUCCAUACCUCCGCUCCGUGGCGACAGCUCAUUAUUAUAACUGCCAAUGGCCCCUUUCCUCCCCCGAAACUCCUGAAACCCCCUCAACCACAACCAACAAAUCCCGCGGCCAAAAUGCCGUAGCAGCUGAAGGGACUCCCACCGCAACACCCAUCAUCCCUGACAAGCUGGCCGACGGCGAUGCCCUUGGGCGGACAGGAGGGGGUAAGCCGCUAUCAAGUUCCGUGCACCCGCCUGCUAAGCCCAAGAUCAGCAAUGCCAGUGUCCCUGGACACAAGCCUCACUUGACAAAAGAACAGCAGGCCGAAGUGGACGAGCACAAUCGGGAGUUUGAGAGGACGCAUGGCAAGGUUGGAAAUGAGCCUGAGCGCGAUGAUAGGGUGGAUAAGUCCUUUUGGAGUGGGAGAGGAGCAAGGUCGGGGACUACGAAAAUCUAG